Penicillium mononematosum is the source of this 459-nucleotide messenger RNA. It is a transcript of the gene aspf13, whose product is annotated as allergenic cerato-platanin Asp F13. Lineage: Eukaryota; Fungi; Ascomycota; Eurotiomycetes; Eurotiales; Aspergillaceae. Bases 1 to 459 code for a protein of 152 amino acids. The record is from RefSeq and is a predicted model, not a curated record. The transcript has a single exon.
AUGAAGUAUACCAUCGCCUUCACCUCUGCCCUCAUGGCAAUCCUCAGCCUUGUUGCUGCUGCCCCAGCUCCGGCUGCAGCGGCGACAGUGUCCGUCUCAUACGACCCUAAAUAUGAUGUUGGGACAUCAUCUCUCAACACUGUUUCCUGCUCCGACGGUCCCAAUGGCCUGGUCACUCAAGGCUACAGCGAUUUCGCAUCCUUGCCAGGUUUCCCAAACAUCGGCGGUGCGAUCACCAUCCCGGGCUGGAAUAGCCCUAACUGCGGCAAAUGCUACGCGCUACACUACUCGAACGGCAAGGUCGACAAGACAAUCAACGUCAUUGCUGUCGACGCCGCCCCGCGCGGCUUCAACAUUGGCCUGCAAGCUAUGAACACGCUGACCAACGGUCAGGCGGAGCAACUCGGUCGUGUUGACGCCACUUACGUUGAAGUGGAUGCUAGCGUGUGCGGGCUGUGA